AUGGAUUCUUUACGAGAUAAAAUAUUAUCUUCUUUGAAUAAUAGUUAUUUUCAUGAUAAAAUAGAUCAUACAUAUAGCAUUAAAAUUAAAGUACUCAACCUCGACGAUGAUAAAGAACGCAAAGAUUUACUCAGUAAAAUACAAGACUCCAUCGCAGAGGCAAAAAGGAAACAAUUUUUAAUUUUUCUUCUCAAAUUCAAGCAAACUCAUUGGAUGACAACGGUGAUAAAGCAAGAUUCAAAUAGUCUAAAAACAAGAGCACACUUUUUGAAUUCCCAUCUAGACUCCAGCAAUUUACAACCAAAUGCAUCUUGCGAUUGUGAAGCAUGGAUAAUAGACUUCAUUCAAGCUAUGCUGACUACACCUGUAUUUGGACGAGAUAAUUACAAAGACAGUAUAGAUAAAUUAAUAAAAAUCAGCAUGAUGAAUAAAAAAGAUGACAUCAUGAACGCAAAAAUUAGGGAAAAGCUUUCCUUUCAUUUCCUAAAUCAUUAUCGGCUAACAAUUUCAAUUUUUUUUUCCAGCUACGAAGAAUUAUACACGUAUGCAAUCUUAUCAAUUAGUGACCUUGAAAACACUUCGUUGCUGAAGGAAGAAAUAGAAUAUCAUAAAUUACGAAUAAAAACUUCAAAUCUUAUCAAACAUUUUCUUAUUGUGCCUAUACGUACUAAUGCUGGAGAUAGUAUUUCAAUGGUGAUAUUUAAAAAUGGCCCGCAGGAACCUAUCUAUGCUUAUGCAACUCAUUCGCGCAGAGGAAGUCAAAAUCUUGAUGAGGAUAUCAGGAAGAAAGAUUUCGAUUGUCUCCAAAGUAUCCUUCGAGAGUUUUUUCAUUCAUGUGAUCUGGUUAAAUUAUCAGUAAAUAUGGAAGGUUGGCAAAUUAAUCACACAUGGACUUCAGCAUCAGUAACAGCUAUUGUGGAAGCAGUAAUUAUUGUAACUGACUGUACAAAGUUCAUAGAUAAACCACAGAAAUCACAAAUGCUACUUGCUUAUAUGAAAAUGGAGAUGGAACAAUGUAUCAAAGCCAUUGAUACAAAUCUUAACACCAAUAGCAAGAGGAAACUAGAGCCAGCUCCAGAAGGAAUUAAUGACGAAGAAUGCAUUGAAGCUGAAGAUAGAACAAGUGAAAAUGAAAUGGACCACGGGCUAGACUGUGAUAACAUUGGAUAUUUACUAUAUACAAAAUGCGACAUCAAUGAUCAAUUAGAUGAUGUCUUACCAGUAAUGGAUGUUGACGUUAAGGAAAAUUCCGAAUCUGCAGAUACGAAUGGUUACGUUGAUGAUGAAAUGAGACGUUUUCUAUCCGAAGAUGAUGCUAACUCUUGGGCGAGUUCAAAUGUUUCCAUUGAAAAUCACUCUGACUAUUUGAGAAGGUUUCUAGACCUAUCAAUGAAGUAUGAUAGUCGCUUUAUCAUUCUACCCAUCAGAUUUGAAACGACCCAUUGGGCUAUAUUACUGAUUAAAAAUACACAUGAGGAAGAGCAUUCAGAGAAUCUUGAGGCAUACUUUUUUGAUCCAAUUGGUCCUGAUAAAAUCAGAUUUGAAGCUGUCAAAUCUAAUUUUAAGUUAAAGAGGGUCUAUAAUCUUUCGAUAAAGCUAUCACAGGAAAAAAAUGAGAAUCUUGGUACAUGGGUAGCAGUAGCAAUAAAA
Molecule: messenger RNA, 1650 nt
Organism: Trichoplax adhaerens
Lineage: Eukaryota; Metazoa; Placozoa; Uniplacotomia; Trichoplacea; Trichoplacidae
Exons: 1
Source: RefSeq, a predicted model, not a curated record